Messenger RNA from Loa loa (African eye worm), 429 nucleotides. RefSeq lists its product as hypothetical. The record is from RefSeq and is a predicted model, not a curated record. The coding region runs from base 1 to 429 and encodes 142 amino acids. Lineage: Eukaryota; Metazoa; Nematoda; Chromadorea; Rhabditida; Onchocercidae. The transcript is spliced from 4 exons.
AUGAAAGGAUAUUUUGAUAACGAUGAAUUAGAAUUUUUCUUGGAUAUGGCAAUGAAUGAGUCUCAACGAUGGCUUGAAGCAACUUGUCGAGAACUCUUUAUUGAUAGCGACGAUUUUAUCUAUUCAUUACGCUAUGGAACACAUUUACGCAAAAUAAUAAAUAAAAUAAUACCAAACUGUUUUGAUCUAUCUCAUAGUUGUCAUGGAAAAACUAUCCGAACAACACGUCAAAUACUUACAGAAGCAAAUAUACCGUAUAUGAAAUUUGAGCAUUACAUUGAUGAUGAAGAUUGGAUAUCGCAAUUUUUGUUAAUUUGUCUAUAUCGAUUACAUAUUCCAAGAUAUUUACUUUUCUUACGUGAAGAUUUGGAACAAUUUGAAGGAUUCGAAAAACCAUACAAACAAUUCAUCACGGAACAGUAUAUUUGA